Messenger RNA from Mus pahari (shrew mouse), 1117 nucleotides. It is a transcript of the gene Mansc4, whose product is annotated as MANSC domain containing 4. The record is from RefSeq and is a predicted model, not a curated record. Bases 64 to 1077 code for a protein of 337 amino acids. Lineage: Eukaryota; Metazoa; Chordata; Mammalia; Rodentia; Muridae. The transcript has 3 exons.
ACGCCCCUCGCAGCCCUAGCAGCCCAUGAUCAGCUCCAACUGCCUCCCUUCAGCACCGGAGAGAUGCGGGCGGCGGGGCUGCUGCUGCUGCUGGGGCUGGCUAGCGCGGUGCACGGGCUCUGCUCACCCACUGUGUUCUACAGAGAUUGCUGGAUCCGCCGCUUCCCGGGGAUGCUCUUGGACCUGGAGGAGUCUCAGAGGUUGGGUGCCCAGUUCCUCAAGUACUACUCCGAGAACACUGGGCAGAAGUGCGGCCGGAGCUGCUGCCUCCGGAAGGAUGUUUCCUGUAAUGUGGCUGUCUUCUUCCACGAUCCCAUCCACGACAAUGUCAACUGCCUUCAUGUUCACUGCCCAACCCUGGAGAGUUGCAUCCUGGAGCCUGGGACCAGUGCCAUACUGUAUAACAUAACAGCAGGCAUAGACCCAGACUUGCUGGUUUUUGAGCAUACAUCUCCCAUCUACCCAAACACCCGUUCCUCGUCUGAAUGGUGGGAUAGACUGCGGAUUCUAAAAGCUAUGAAUGUAGGUAGUGGAGGAGUAGACCCAGAUUUGAUGAACCACAUGGUGCCAUCCACAGAGGCAGCAUCAACCACACAUCAGGAUUUAGGUGCAAACACAGGUUUCAGUUAUUCCAGGAAGUCAACCACGGAUGUGGGGAUAAGAUUCACUUCUACGAAUGUGUCCAUUGCUACCAAGGUCAACAUGGUGUCACCAAGCAUAGACUUCACCCACAGCCCAGGCAACAAGACUAUUUCUCCUUUCUUUGGACCCACAGACACAAGAGUUUCUCAGGUGCCCAGCCGAUCUCGACUCAACAUUAGCAAACCAUCAGUGAACAAAACAAAGGGAUCCCACAGUGGAAACCACUCGUCUGAGAACAAAGAGCCACGGGAUGGAGCACCAGCGUCUGCAGGGGUCUGGCUGGCUUGUGUGACCCUGGGUGCUGCCGUCGUCAGCCUUUGCUGCCGUGUGGUCCUCGGGGCAUCCAGAUGCUGUGGGAAGCAGCAGGGUUGGUCUCAUGUGGGACAAGGGUCAGCAUCUGGGUGCAAGCGUAACACACUGAAGGAAAGCUCCUAAAGGCUGGAGGUCUAAGGCUUUCUGUGAGAAAGAGCAUUUU